Diplodia corticola is the source of this 1506-nucleotide messenger RNA. RefSeq names its product phthalate transporter. Gene Ontology annotation, molecular function: transmembrane transporter activity. NCBI's taxonomy places the organism in Eukaryota, Fungi, Ascomycota, Dothideomycetes, Botryosphaeriales, Botryosphaeriaceae. The coding region runs from base 1 to 1506 and encodes 501 amino acids. The record is from RefSeq and is a predicted model, not a curated record. Gene Ontology annotation, cellular component: membrane. The transcript has 9 exons. Gene Ontology annotation, biological process: transmembrane transport.
AUGCAGGCCACGCAAGUUGGGCCCCCGGCCAUGACCGACAUCGAGAAAGACAGAGUCGAGCACAUCGACAACAUCGAGACCAAUGGAUCUGAUGUCGACUACAACAGCGGCCCGGAUGACAUGGGCUUCACCCCGGCCGAGCAGAAAAAAAUCAUUCGCCGCAUUGACCUGCGCCUGGUGGUGACGGUCGGCGUCAUGUACUGCGUGAGCCUAAUGGACCGGACAAACCUGUCGGCUGCGAACAUUGCCGGAAUGAGCGUCGAGUUGGACAUGGAGAUUGGCUACCGAUACUCCAUUGUUACUCUCGUCUUCUUCAUCACGUACAUUAUCUUCCAGCCUCCGUCCACAGUCAUCGUUCGUAAAAUCGGCCCGCGCCUGCAUCUGUCUGCCCUUUGUUUCCUGUGGGGAGCCACCAUGAUUGGCAUGGGAUUCUCCAACACUUGGAACACACUAGGCGGUCUGCGUGCUAUCCUGGGUGUGCUCGAGGCUGGGUUUUUCCCGAGUGCUGUCUACUUGAUGAGUACUUGGUACGUUAGAUACGAGAUGGGUAAAAGAUACUCUGUAUUCUACAUCAUUGGCUGUGUGGCCUCAGCUUGCUCUGGUAUCCUGGCUUACGGACUGAUGCAAAUGCAUGGUCUAAGUGGCGUGACUGGUUGGCGAUGGAUCUUCAUCAUAGAAGGCAUUCUCACCUGCGGCAUCGGCCUUGGCGGCUACUGGUUCCUUGUCAGCUUCCCUGACGGCAAACACAAGUCGUGGAAUUUCUUGGAUGAGCGCGAGAAACGUUGGGUCAUCAGCCGAGUCCAAGCCGACCGUGGUGAUGCUGGCCUGGAGUCGUUCUCGCUCAAGAAGUUCUUCCGCGGCGGCAUGGACUGGAAGGUGUGGGGAUACGCCUUGAUCUUCUUCGGCACCACCACCAUCACUUACGCCUUGGCCUAUUUCCUUCCCAUUAUCCUGCGCGUCAACAUGGGUUUCAGCAUUGCCGCAGCCCAGUGUCUCGUCGCCCCGCCAUACAUCUUUGGUGCCCUCGUCAUGUACGGAACCGGAUACUUUGGCGACCGCUUGCACUUGAGAGGGCCGAUCAUCGCCUUCAACAUGCUCCUAUGCAUUAUUGGUCUCCCGAUCAUGGGCUUUGCGAGCAACGCUGGUGUACGAUACUUCGGUGUGUUCUUGGUCACUGCUGGUGCCAACGCCAACGUCCCUGCCACCAUGAGUUACCAAGCAAACAACAUCCGCGGACAGUGGAAGCGUGCCUUCACUAGCGCCUCGCUCGUUGGCUUCGGAGGCAUCGGCGGAAUUGCGGGAAGCUUGGUGUUCCGCACCCAAGAUGCUCCUCAUUACAGGCCUGGUAUGUGGGCUUGCAUCGCCUGCGCUCUGAUGAACCUCCUUCUUGUUUGUAUCAUCGGCGUUUCUUUCUGGCGCGACAACAAGAAACAAGCUAGGGGAGAGAAGAUGAUUGAGAGCAAUGAUACUGACCCUGAUGAUCCAAACUUCCGCUACACCUACUGA